Molecule: messenger RNA, 1884 nt
Organism: Aureobasidium namibiae CBS 147.97
Lineage: Eukaryota; Fungi; Ascomycota; Dothideomycetes; Dothideales; Saccotheciaceae
Product: WD40 repeat-like protein
Exons: 4
Coding region: 1-1884 (627 amino acids)
Cellular component (GO): mRNA cleavage and polyadenylation specificity factor complex
Molecular function (GO): protein binding
Source: RefSeq, a predicted model, not a curated record
AUGGAUCAGGGAGAAGGCGGCGGCCAUGAGGGCUUCAGCAAGAGGACUAGACUCUCUCGACGUCCUGCUACUGAUUACAGCGCGAACAUGGCACAGUUUGUGCACAACCGCCGGCCACAGUAUAAAGGAACCAUGGGAUUCGAGAUGGAGAGACCCAGUGCUAGUUACGUGAUAGACACGCUCCUGCCACCAGCCCGCAGAGGCAAUGCAGUAGAUUCAGUACCGGCUAGACACUUGCAUUCGUCUCUGAACAAGAUGCGCCAUCCUGUCAACGUGGUGAAAUGGACGCCGGAAGGAAGGCGUCUGCUUACUGGUUCAACAAGUGGUGAAUUCACCCUCUGGAACGGAACGGCGUUCAAUUUUGAAACCAUUAUGCAGGCUCACGACAGCGCGGUAAGAGCAGUGGCAUACUCACACAGCAACGACUGGCUCAUCUCCGCCGAACAAGCUGGUAUCGUCAAAUACUGGCAACCAAACUUCAACAACGUCAAGUCUCUACAAGCGCACAACGACCCAGUCAGAGAUUUGGCAUUUGCGCCUACUGACACCAAGUUCGUAACGGCAGCAGAUGACGCUCAUCUCAAGAUCUUCGAUUUUGCCGGCGGCGCGGAGGAGCUCGUGUUGGAAGGCCAUCAAUGGGACGCCAAGUGCGUUGAUUGGCACCCUACCAAAGGAUUGUUGGUAUCUGGCUCAAAAGACCAUCAGAUCAAGCUUUGGGAUCCUCGAAAUGGGCGAUGUCUUACAACGCUUCACGGACACAAGAAUACUGUGAGCAAGACCUUGUUUGAACCGACAAAUGGUGUGCUGCUGGCGUCUUGUGCCCGUGAUUCGACCGCAAGAGUGUUUGACAUUCGUAUGAUGAGAGACGUUUUCCUACUGCGUGGUCAUGAAAAGGAUAUCAGCACGCUUGCUUGGCACCCGAUCCACUCAAACUUCCUAUCGACUGGAGGUGCUGAUGGUGCAAUGCAUCACUACCUGCUAGACGAGCAAAACCUACCGGCUGGCUCAGCGCCCACAUUGUCGCCCUACGACGCGCCAGAAAACUCGGAUGCGCCUGCUCAAACCAUAUACCCUGCGCACCGUGUCACCUACGCCCAUGACUUUGCCAUCUGGAGUAUGGAUUGGCAUCCUCUUGGCCACAUUCUGGCUUCUGGAUCUAACGACAGAGCAACUAGAUUCUGGUCAAGGCCAAGACCGGGAGACAGCACGUACAAGGACGAUCGAUGGCAUAUUGGUCAAACAGCAGCAGAAGCUCAAGGAACGUGGAAGCGUACAACAGAUCGAGCAGCUAGGGAUGAGGAAGAAGAACAGGAAGACGAGGCGGAUGGUCUCGUCGAUCAACAAAUGCCCGCGCGACAGAACAUGUUGCCUGGUCUUGCUGGUCUGCCUGGUAUUUCUGCACCCCGACCGGCAUUCCCAGAUGGAACAAGUACUGGAGGAGCCCAAGCACUACCGAUGCUAGGCAUGGGAGGCAAUGGGCUACCUUUCCCCGGUGGCCCCCCGAUGCUCGGAGCUCAGGGCUUGCCGUUCACUCUACCACAUGGUGGCGCACCACCGCUGCCCGGAAACAUGGACAUGGAGAAACUCAAGCAGAUGUUUGGUGGGCAACUUCCGCCGAUGCCUCCACCAGGAGCACAGCAAGGAUUCCCACCACCUCCACCACCUGGAUUUCCCGGUGCACAAGGCCUUCCGCCGCCGCCAAUGCCUUUCCCUGGCUUCUCUGGUGUGCCGCCCAUGCCUCCUCCAGGCUUCCCAGGAUUUCCUCCAGGCAAUAAUGCACCUCCCGAUCUACAGGGACAGAACAGGAGGAGAGCACCUUUACCGAGUCAGAGUGAGAGUUUGCAGGAGGAGAUUAGGAGAGGAAAAUACCCUAGGGCAAGGUGA